AUGGCUACCUCAGACGAACACAUUAUCCCAAUCCCCGAGCCCCAGGGGCUGCCUAUCUUGGGCAACAUUGGCGCAAUCGACAAUGAAUUUCCCCUGGGGUCUUUGCUGUCGAUGGCCAGCAAGCAUGGCGAAAUAUGGCGGAUGAGGUUCCCGGGAGGCAAGUCCUUGGUAUUUGUUACAACGCAGGCGUUGGUCAAUGAAGUUUGCGACGAAAAGCGCUUCUACAAGUCAAUCAACCCGACUCUCAAAGAAGUCAGGGGAGGCACGCAUGAUGGCUUGUUCACGGCUUAUCCCGACGAGGAGAACUGGGGUAUCGCGCACCGCAUCCUGAUGCCCGCCUUUGGACCACUCUCCAUCAGAAACAUGUACGACGAGAUGCACGAUAUCGCGUCUCAGCUGGCGCUCAAAUGGGCGCGCUACGGCUCCAACUCGCCAAUCAUGGUCACCGACGACUUCACCAGGUUAACCCUCGACACGCUGGCGCUGUGCUCGAUGGGCUUCCGAUUCAACAGCUAUUAUUCCAAUGAGAUGCAUCCCUUUAUUGACGCCAUGGCCGACUUUCUCGUCGAGUGCGGCAACCGUGGGAGGCGGCCUCCGCUGCCGUCCAUAUUCUACCGUACCCAGGACCAAAAGUUCGAUGCCGACAUUGAGAUCCUGCGGAAGACGGCACGUGAGGUGCUCGAGGCCCGUAAAGCCGGCGAGGGCGCCGACCGCAGGGAUCUCCUCUAUGCCAUGCUCAGUGGCGUCGAUUCCAAAACCGGAAAAAAGAUGACGGACGAGAGCAUCAUGGACAACUUGAUCACUUUCCUGAUUGCAGGCCAUGAGACGACCUCGGGACUGCUUUCUUUUGUAUUUUACGAGCUGAUGAAACACCCAGCAUUCUACGAAAAGGCGCAGCGGGAGGUCGAUGAGGUUGUCGGCAAGGGUCCCAUCACGGUCGACCACUUGUCUAAGCUCCCCUACCUGAACGCCGUUCUGCGCGAAACCCUGAGGGUUCACGCCACCAUCCCCAACAUCACGGUAGCUGCCCGCGAGGAUGACGUGCUCGGCGGCAAGUACAAGGUCAACAAGGAUGAAGUCAUCGUACUCCUGCUGGCCAAGUCGCACGUGGACCCACGAGUCUGGGGCAGCGAUGCCGAAGAAUUCGUCCCGGAUCGCAUGCUCGACGAGAACUUUGAGCGCAUCACCAAGGAGUUCCCCAACUCAUGGAAACCAUUCGGCAACGGCAUGCGCGCCUGCAUCGGCCGUCCUUUUGCCUGGCAGGAGGCCCUGCUGGUCAUGGCGAUGCUCCUCCAAAAUUUCAAUUUCGUUCUGGCACCAAACUACCAAUACGCCUUGAAGCAGACCCUGACCCUCAAGCCCAAGGAUCUGUACAUGCGCGCCAUCCUCCGAGACGGGCUCAACCCCACCACUUUGGAGCGCCGUCUGCAAGGCCUCGGCCAAGGGGACGCCCUCAGCACCGCCCCGGCCAACAACGGUGCGGGCCCGGGCUCUGCCGACGCCACCGGCGCCCCUCUGACGGUUCUGUACGGAUCCAACAGUGGCACCUGCGAGGCGCUGGCCCGCCGCAUCGCCACGGAUGCUCCCGCCCAUGGCUUCCAUGCCGCGACCGUCGACUGCAUGGACAGCGCCAAGGGCAAGCUUCCCACGGACCAGGCCGUCGUCAUCAUCACUGCGUCGUACGAGGGCCAGCCGCCGGACAAUGCUGGCCAUUUUGUGGCCUGGCUCGAGGGCAGCGACAAGACCACAAGACCCUUCAAGGAUGUCUCUUACGCCGUGUUUGGCUGCGGCCACAAGGACUGGGCGCAGACGUUCCACCGCGUCCCCAGGCUUGUGGACGACUCGCUCCAGGAGCUGGGUGCGUCCAGGCUCGUCGAGCCGGGCUUGAGCGAUGUGUCGACCGGCGCUGUGUUUUCCGACUUUGAAUCGUGGGAAGACGAGAAGCUCUGGCCCGCCUUGGCGUCGCGAUACCAGGUUAGUUCCAAGGCUUCGGCGGCCGAGAAUGGCGCCGAAGGCUCGGCCGUCAAGGUCCACGUCAGCAACCCGCGUAUAUCCACGCUGCGGCAGGAUGUCAAGGAGGCUCGCGUCAUCGAGGCCAAGGCUCUCACGUCGGGCCCCGAAUCUACCACCGACGGCGGCAGGCAGUUCAAGAGGCAUCUCGAGAUUGAGCUCCCCGAGGGCAUGGAGUACUCGGCUGGUGAUUAUCUCGCCGUGCUGCCGGUCAACCCCAUCGACACGGUUCUGAGGACUUUGCAUCGCUUCGGUCUGGCACGCGACGCCCACGUCACCAUUGAGAUGUCGAGCAGCCAGUCCACCGCCCUACCAACCAACACGUCCGUUCCUGCGUUUGAGCUUCUCAGUUCAUAUGUUGAGCUGUCACAGCCUGCGACCAAGAGAAAUCUGUCUGCGCUACAAGACGCAGCCUCGGACGCGGAAACCAAAUCCCAGCUUGACAAGCUUUCAGGCGAUGAUUUUGUCGACGAGGUCGGAGCCAAGCGGGUGUCGGUGCUUGAUCUGCUGGAGCGUUUCCCUACCAUCGACCUCUCGAUCGGCAGUUUCCUCUCCAUGAUGCCCCCUAUGCGUGUGCGACAAUACUCCAUCUCCUCCUCUCCGCUCGUGAACCCGUCGCGAGCCACGCUUUCCUUCUCAGUCCUCGACGCACCGUCGCUGUCCGGGCAGGGUCGCCACAUCGGCGUCGCAUCAAACUACCUGAGCUCGCUCACGGCCGGCGACAGCCUGCAGGUCUCGGUGCGCCCGUCCCACGCCGCCUUCAGCCUGCCGUCGGACCCGGAAAGAACACCACUCAUCUGCGCCGCCGCCGGCACCGGCCUCGCCCCGUUCAGGGGUUUCGCUCAGGAGCGCGCGGCCAUGAUCUCGGCCGGCCGCAAGCUCGCGCCGGCCCUGCUGUACUUUGGCUGCCGCGCCCCGGACCUCGACGACCUGUACCGCGACGAGUUCGACGCGUGGGAGAGGCUGGGCGCCGUCGAGGUGCGCAGGACCUACAGCCGCAGGCCCGAGGCCAGCGACGGCUGCAGGCACGUGCAGGACCGCAUCCUCGCCGACGCCGAUCGGCUCCUGGGCCUGUGGAGGGACGGCGCCAAGCUGUACGUCUGCGGCUCCAGGGGCGUCUCGCAGUCCGUCAUGGAUGCCAUGACGCGCAUCAAGAUGGACAAGGACCGGGAGCUGCAUGGCAAGGAGACCACGGCCGAGGAGGCCAGGCAGUACUUUGACGACUUGAGAAAUGUGCGCUACGCCACCGACGUCUUUGAUUAA
Messenger RNA from Pyricularia pennisetigena, 3273 nucleotides. RefSeq lists its product as uncharacterized. The record is from RefSeq and is a predicted model, not a curated record. Gene Ontology annotation, cellular component: cytosol. Gene Ontology annotation, molecular function: NADPH-hemoprotein reductase activity; FMN binding; aromatase activity. The coding region runs from base 1 to 3273 and encodes 1090 amino acids. The transcript has 5 exons. Lineage: Eukaryota; Fungi; Ascomycota; Sordariomycetes; Magnaporthales; Pyriculariaceae.